GUCUUACUCUGUGGUCUUUCUCAUCUGUCAUAGUUGCUUUCGUCAUCUUGUGUUUAUAAUUUGUUUAAAAUUACGCCCUUCCUCUUAUUGGAUUCAAAUACUUUCGAGUUAUAAUGAGCAGCACAGGGGAGCAAUUGACCUUAGCUAGAGAUAUAAAAAGGGCUAUUGAACUGUUGGAAAAACUUCAGCAAAGUGGAGAGGUGCCUGCAACCAAAUUAGCUGCAUUGCAGAAAGUGCUGCAGAGUGACUUCUUGAAUGCUGUGAGAGAGGUUUAUGAGCAUGUUUAUGAAACUGUGGAUAUCCAAGGGUCGGCUGAUAUCAGAGCCUCGGCUACGGCGAAGGCGACUGUGGCGGCAUUCGCUGCAGCAGAAGGACAUGCCCAUCCUCGAGUUGUGGAACUCCCUAAGACCGAAGAAGGAUUAGGAUUUAACGUGAUGGGUGGUAAGGAACAAAAUUCACCCAUCUACAUAUCCCGGAUUAUACCAGGUGGGGUCGCAGAUCGCCAUGGGGGUUUGAAAAGAGGAGACCAGUUGCUCUCUGUAAAUGGAGUGUCUGUGGAGGGAGAAAACCAUGAAAAAGCUGUUGAAUUAUUGAAACAGGCUGUUGGGUCAGUCAAGUUGGUUGUUCGCUACACACCAAAGGUGUUAGAAGAGAUGGAAAUGAGAUUUGACAAACAGAGAACAGCCAGGAGGCGCCAAAACUACAAUUGAAGUCAUUCCUCACAGCUUGUGUUCAUUCAGUCAUUGAAUUUUAUUAGUACUUAAGUAAAAGUAAAGGAUCAUUUAGAUUAAUAUGUUAUACAGUGUAAUGUUAAACUUUUCUUGUUGUAUUUUAUUAAAAUGUACUUAUAUUGCACA
Ostrinia nubilalis (European corn borer) is the source of this 857-nucleotide messenger RNA. It is a transcript of the gene veli, whose product is annotated as protein lin-7 homolog C. Gene Ontology annotation, cellular component: cell-cell junction; synapse; basolateral plasma membrane. NCBI's taxonomy places the organism in Eukaryota, Metazoa, Arthropoda, Insecta, Lepidoptera, Crambidae. Gene Ontology annotation, molecular function: protein binding. Bases 114 to 710 code for a protein of 198 amino acids. Gene Ontology annotation, biological process: neurotransmitter secretion; protein localization to basolateral plasma membrane; maintenance of epithelial cell apical/basal polarity. The transcript has a single exon. The record is from RefSeq and is a predicted model, not a curated record.